Marasmius oreades (fairy-ring Marasmius) is the source of this 2391-nucleotide messenger RNA. RefSeq lists its product as uncharacterized. Bases 1 to 2391 code for a protein of 796 amino acids. Gene Ontology annotation, biological process: magnesium ion homeostasis. Lineage: Eukaryota; Fungi; Basidiomycota; Agaricomycetes; Agaricales; Marasmiaceae. Gene Ontology annotation, cellular component: intracellular membrane-bounded organelle. The transcript has 12 exons. The record is from RefSeq and is a predicted model, not a curated record.
AUGGUCCAGCAUUUCACGUAUAACACACGUUCUUCUAGGUUGCUGUACACACUACUCUCGGUCGCCUCACAAUAUGUUCCCAAAGUUCUUCGAAACUCAGCUUCAAGUGAACACAAUGUCACUAUAUCUAAGAGGGAAGCCAAGUUUGACCCACACGACUCCAGGCUCGUCGCCUUUGCUUGUAUUAUACCCAUCCUCGUCUUGUUGUCUGGAUUAUUUGCCGGUUUGACGUUGGGUUAUAUGAGUUUGGACGAGACCCAGCUCAAUGUACUAAGUAUUAGCGGCACUCCUGAACAGCGCAAAUAUGCUCAGAAGAUUAUCCCUGUUCGCAAGAAUGGCCAUCUUCUUCUUGUUACUCUUCUACUCGCCAACAUGAUCGUCAACGAAUCUCUCCCUGUUAUUUCAGAUCCCGUUCUCGGUGGCGGUGUACAGAGCGUCGUCGUUUCUACCGUUCUGAUCGUAAUAUUUGCAGAGAUUAUUCCUCAAUCACUUUUCACCCGACAUGGAUUAUACUUGGGGGCAAAGAUGGCCGGUUUUACCAAAUGCCUCAUAUUCGGUCUGGGCAUCAUCUCCUGGCCGGUGGCGAAACUUUUGGAGUUUGUGCUGGGACCUCAUCAUGGUAUUAUCUACCGCAGAGCUGAGCUUAAAGAAUUGAUUGCGAUGCAUUCUUCAAUGGGUGCUUACGGUGGUGAUCUGAAGUCUGAUACUGUGACCAUAAUUGGUGCCGCAUUGGAUCUACAAGAGAAAGUAGUCAGACAGGCUAUGACACCUAUUAAAGACGUGUUCAUGUUAUCAAUCGACUCUAAGCUUGACUAUGAUCUACUUCGGAAGAUCUGUAUGACAGGCCACAGCCGUGUUCCGGUAUACGAGGAGGUCGAAGUUCCACUCCCACCUCCGCACGGUUCUGGACACCGAACGCGCACAGUUAAGAAGAUUGUUGGUAUAUUACUGGUAAAACAAUGUGUGCUGCUCGAUCCCAAUGACGCUAUUCCGUUACGGAAGAUACCGCUCAACAAGGUUCCAUCUGUUCCCCAGAAUGAACCCUUACUGGGUAUUCUUGACAAAUUCCAAGAGGGACGAAGUCACAUGGCAAUCGUUAGCCGCUUCAGUCGUGAAAAGGCUGCCAGUGUCAAGCAAGUUGUAAAACAAAGUCUUACACAACGUCUACGUCAGCGCGUGGGAAUGGGCGACACAGAUUCUAGCGAGUCUGGGUCCGAUGAAGAGGACAACACAAAUUAUAUACAGCUGAAGAUACGAAAGAAUCGAAAGAAGGCCAAGGAUAUUGAAGAGGGUGUGGAGGAUGAAGGAACUCUCGAUGGCGAAGUAUUAGCGGACGAGAAGGAGUCGCCUACUUCAAGCACCAAGGAGAGAUCGAACAACGUUAAAUCUGGCAAGAAAUCAAAGAAGUCUGGGGAGUCUGAGACUCCUAAGUCGAAAGGGUCCGGCUUCCAGCUCUCGAAGUCAUCACAACUUGAACAGAGUAUGCCUGCGGACGCUGUCCUGGCAAAGGAAGGUGCAGCUGAGUUUUUGCAAGGAUUUGACCCAUCUGUCGAGCCGCUGGGUAUUAUUACGCUGGAAGAUGUUCUCGAAGAACUUAUCGGAGAGGAAAUCUACGACGAGUUUGACCCUCAAGGUGCACAAGGCGAUCCUUAUGAAGUGCCUCCGGCCGCUCAACCCAAACAAGGAGUGUCUUCUCCCCCUGAUGCAGUUGCCCCAACAUCCUCAGGGAGUCAAAGACCUGCUCUGAAGCCACUGUCAUUGAAGGGUUUCCAUUUCCUCCGUUCCAAGAGCGCCCCACCGAGCCCCAGAGAUUCCGUCCCGCCUCCCUCGGCAUUGACUGCACCACAAGCCAGCGAAAACUUAAAUCUUCCGGAAGCGAGUCCAGUGCCUCCUCGUCGUACCCAUUCGCAAACCCAUAUCGACCAAGGAGUCGCUGAUCCUCAAUCUCAAGUCGUCCAGGACAGUAACAUACCGGCUGAUGGACUUCGAAUUCCAUCGGUCAUCAUUGAGGCUCCUACUCCUGUCAUUCCCGCUCCGACGCUUCUUGGGAUGACCAGGUUUGCUUCUCAGGGUGGUGGUACAAGCACCCCAGGUUCGAGAAGUGCGUCGCCCGCACCUUCGCUAGAAGCUUACUUGCUGGGCAAGCGUCGUUUAGCUGCCAGCGCUGCAGGCUCGUCUGGUGCUGGUGCAUUACCGCUAAGUCUUAGAGCCCCGGGAUCAUCGAGUGGGCACAAGGGAGCACGGUUCAAGAGUAGUCCACUCACUGGACCUGGUGAGAUGGCGAGCACGGGUGUAGUGGGGAGGGUUAAGGAAGGGGGAGAGAUGGGAGAGGUAGAAGAGGCUGGGGAGACUGGACCCGAAGAAUUGUUGGAGAAUGAGAAGUAUACCUGA